Molecule: messenger RNA, 1523 nt
Organism: Paramecium pentaurelia
Lineage: Eukaryota; Ciliophora; Oligohymenophorea; Peniculida; Parameciidae
Source: the annotation of a GenBank genome assembly
AUGAAUUCUUAUGUAUAAUAAAGUGUAAAUUUCAGAUCAUUUGAAUUUAUAAUCAAGUAAUUAAUAUAAUUAUGCAUAAAUGAAUUCUAAUCUUAAAUAGAAAAAUUAAUAUCUGAAUUACAAUUAACUGAAUUAAGUUAUUAUCAAAUAUCUAACUUAUAUAUAAAUAAAUCAGAAGAAUUAUAUUAAAAAGGUAUUAAAUUUAUAAUUUAGGAUAUAAAUUAUAUUCGAAUGAUAAAUAAUAUGAUGAGGCUAUUAAAAUAUUAGAUAAAGCAUUAAGUUUUAAUACAAAGCAUUAAUUAUCAUUAUAUAGUAAAGGUAUGAUCAUAUUUAUUUGUUUAAAGGUGAUUCAUUAAGAUUAUUGAAAGAUUAUAAGGAAGCUUUGAAAGUAAUUGAUUAAUCUCUAUCAAUCAACCCAAAUCAUUUGAGUUCAUUAUAAUCAAAAGGUUGAUGUAUGUUAUAUUUUCAAGGGCAUUGUUUACAAAAUUAGAAUAAUUAUUAAGAAGCCUUAUUAUUUUAUGAAAAAGCUCUAAAGAUUGAUUCAAAUCAUUAAUGGACCAAAAAUAGAAAAGGUAAUAUAUAUCUUAAUAUUAAGAUGAAUGUUUAAAAGCUUUAAAUACUAAAUGAAAUUGAAAUUUAUAUUUAGAUCAAACACAUUAUCAUUAUUAAAAAUCUUUAUAUUAGUUUAAUUAGUUUAUUCCAUAAAAAUAAUAAAUUAAAAAUGAAUUUAUUCUUAUAGAAACUCUUCAUAUAAUAAAGAUUGUGGAUAGAUACAGUAAUGUUCUGUUUGAAAAUCAAUACAAAGGAUUGCAAGCUUUAAAUAAAUAAANCAAAGAAUAUUUGGAAUGGCUAAAUUAAACUCAACAAAAAGAAUUCAUAAUUUCGUUCGAUAUCAUACAUACAAACAUGUUUCUAUAAAUCAAGGGGAAAGUCCUAUUUUAUGAAAUUAAUUGACUAUAUCAGCUGCAAAAGAAUAAUAUUUUAUUUUAUAUAUUUUUAAGAUAAAUAUUGGCUAAGAAAUAGUUUUAUUAAAGUUUUAGAUAACUAAAGAUAGUUUAAGAUUGAAAAAAAAAUAAAAAUUUAAUUUUGGGUUUUCGCCAUCAAUACUAAUUCAAUUAUAUAUUCGAAUGAUAAAUAAUAUGAUGAGGCUAUUAAAAUAUUAGAUAAAGCAUUAAGUUUUAAUACAAAGCAUUAAUUAUCAUUAUAUAGUAAAGGUAUGAUCAUAUUUAUUUGUUUAAAGGUGAUUCAUUAAGAUUAUUGAAAGAUUAUAAGGAAGCUUUGAAAGUAAUUGAUUAAUCUCUAUCAAUCAACCCAAAUCAUUUGAGUUCAUUAUAAUCAAAAGGUUGAUGUAUGUUAUAUUUUCAAGGGCAUUGUUUACAAAAUUAGAAUAAUUAUUAAGAAGCCUUAUUAUUUUAUGAAAAAGCUCUAAAGAUUGAUUCAAAUCAUUAAUGGACCAAAAAUAGAAAAGGUAAUAUAUAUCUUAAUAUUAAGAUGAAUGUUUAAAAGCUUUAAAUACUAAAUGA